Fraxinus pennsylvanica is the source of this 1593-nucleotide messenger RNA. The record is from the annotation of a GenBank genome assembly. Lineage: Eukaryota; Viridiplantae; Streptophyta; Magnoliopsida; Lamiales; Oleaceae.
AUGACCGUUGUGGGCCCUUUUUCAACUUUCAAAAAAUAUAUAACCGUUACACUCUUCCCCUUCUUCUUCCACACACAAAUUCAGAGCAAAAUUCUCUGUCUCCAAAAGGAAAAAGGAGGAAUCUUGAGGCUGAUUCAGAGAAAGCUAGACAUAAUGACUGUUGAGGUCAAAGUUGAGGCCGAGGCGGUGCCAGUGGCAGAAGAGGUUCUGAAGGAGGCGAAAGAGGCGGUGGAAGAAGUGAAGGAUGAAAAGGAUAAUAACUGUGAAUCCAAGGCGGUGCAGAAAAGCGCUUCCUAUAGAGAAGAGAGUAAUUUUCCCUCUGAUCUAAAAGAGAAUGAGAAGAAGGCCUUGAAUGAGCUCAAAGCAAAACUUGAAGAAGCCAUUCUUGGGAACGCUCUCUUCAAGAAAGAAGAGAAGAAAGAGGGAUCCAAAAAACCCGUCUAUGACGACGAAGCAAAACAGGAGAAAGAAAAGGAUCAGGCUGAAGAAGAAUGUGUUAAAGAGGAAGAAUGUGACAAGGAAAGUGAAGAAAAUGUUGAUGUUGAAGAGGACAAGGAAAUCUCAAUCUGGGGAGUACCCCUUUUGCCCAGUAAAGGGGAUGAAGGUACUAAUGUAGUUCUCCUAAAAUUUUUGAGGGCUAGGGAUUUCAAAGUGAAUGAUGCCUUCCAGAUGCUCGAGAAAACACUCCAAUGGAGGAAAGAGUUCAAGAUCGAUUCUAUCUUGGACGAAGAAUUCGGUCCUGAACUUAACUCGGCCGCAUAUAUGAGUGGCGUUGAUCGCGAAGGGCACCCCUUAUGUUACAACAUUUUCGGGGUUUUGGACAAUGAGGAGAUCUAUCGGAAGACGCUUGGAGACGAGGAGAAGCGCGAGCAAUUCCUGCGAUGGAGGGUCCAGCUUAUGGAGAAAGGCAUUCAGAAACUUAAAUUCAAGCCUGGUUGUGUAAACUCUUUAGUUCAAAUCAAUGACCUUAAGAACUCGCCAGGAGCAUCCAAGAAGGAAGUUCGUGCUGCUGUGAACAAGGCCAUUGCGCUUCUUCAGGACAACUACCCGGAAUUUGUUGCCAAAAAUAUAUUCAUCAAUGUUCCAUUCUGGUAUUUCGCGUUCCAUUCCCUGUUGUCUCCUUUCCUAACUCAACGAACCAAGAGCAAAUUAGUCUUUGCUCGUCCGUCCAAGGUCACGGAGACUUUGCUCAAGUAUGUACCAAUUCAAGAAAUCCCGAUCCAGUAUGGCGGCCUCAAGAGGGAGAAUGACAUCGAGUUCUCUGAUAGCGAUGGUGAAACUUCAGAAGUUGUGAUCAAGACUGGAUCAACUGAAGUAAUUGAAAUACCUGCACCAGAGGCUGGAAGCACAUUAAUCUGGGAUCUUAAUGUUUUGGGUUGGGAGGUGAACUGUGCAGAGGAGUUUGUGCCUAAUGAUGAGAAUUCUUACACCAUGAUCAUUCAGAAAGAGAAGAAGAUGGGCUCGGACGAGGCACCAGUUCGCAAGACAUUCAAGAACAGUGAAUCGGGAAAAAUUGUCCUUACGAUUAAGAAUUGUUCUGGGAAGAAAAAGAAAAUGUUCUAUCGCUACAAGAUCAAAAAAUCCUCCUGCUGA